Molecule: messenger RNA, 1384 nt
Organism: Ricinus communis (castor bean)
Lineage: Eukaryota; Viridiplantae; Streptophyta; Magnoliopsida; Malpighiales; Euphorbiaceae
Product: cardiolipin synthase (CMP-forming), mitochondrial
Exons: 8
Coding region: 116-1120 (334 amino acids)
Biological process (GO): cardiolipin biosynthetic process
Cellular component (GO): membrane; mitochondrion
Molecular function (GO): cardiolipin synthase activity
Source: RefSeq, a predicted model, not a curated record
AGUCGAGGCACGUAACACAUGUCUCUCUUAAGUCCUAAACCUAAACCCCAGCAAAAACCUACAAUUGUAUCGAUAGACCGGGAAAAGCAAAAGAAAACAUUAACAUGCGCCAUCAAUGGUGAUCUACAAAUCACUAAGAACCCUAAUCACUAAAAACUGCAACAAUAGAAAUAGAAGUUUUGUAACAGUAGCAGCAGCAGCAACAGCAAACUCUAUAAUCCCAUCUCCAUACACUACUAGUCCUUUACAUUACUCUCGCUUUGUGUCUAAAUGGGUUUCUCAAUUUCAAUGUCAGGGUCAAGGUCCUCUCUUUCUAUCUUUUCCACCAUGGAAGCUCUUGCAAUCUACAAACCCACUUUACCUAAGGGGAAAAAACGUUGUCGUUUUGAAGAAAGUUGAAGCCUUGAAUUUGCUUAGGAGUCGAGUCGGUCCGGGUUUGAUCAAUCAACGAGUGGUAGAUAGUGUUCAAGAAGAGUUAAAGGAGGCUCAUUUAGAUGAGGGGCUUUGGAAGAGUUUCAUCAAUUUGCCUAAUUUUGUUUCUUUCACUCGUCUGGUCUCUGGUCCUGUUAUUGGAUGGAUGAUUACAAACGAAAUGUAUUCUUCUGCAUUUGUGGGGUUGGCUAUCUCUGGGGCUACUGAUUGGCUUGAUGGCUUUAUUGCCAGGAAGAUGAGAAUUAAUUCUGUAGUGGGUUCCUACCUUGAUCCGCUUGCUGACAAGGUUCUUAUUGGUUCUGUUGCAUUGGCAAUGGUGCAUAUGGAUCUUCUACACCCUGGACUUGUUGGACUGGUUGUGUUGCGAGAUAUUGCACUUGUUGGUGGUGCAAUAUAUCACAGAGCUAAUAGCUUGGGUUGGAAGUGGAAUAGUUGGUAUGAUUUCUUCAAUCUUGACGGAACCCGCCCUGAGAAAGUCGAACCUCUCUUCAUAAGCAAGGUUAAUACAGUUUUCCAGUUGGUUUUAGUUGCUGCUGCCCUCCUUCAGCCAGAGUUUGGAACUGAGGAGACUCAAUCAUACAUAACAUACUUGAGCUGGUUGGUGGCUACCACAACAGUGGCUUCUACAGCUGGAUACGGAGUACAAUACAUGAAGAAUAGAUACUCAUUGCUUGCCAGUAAAUCAUAGCUCUGGUUUUUCAGCUCAAAUCUUUCAAGUUGGGUUAUGACAUUAAAUUAUGUUUUGGAAGGAAAGGAGCAACUGGAUUGUCUGUAUUUUGAGCUGAAAAGAAAUGGAUGACGGGAAUUCUGGAACAAUUGCAUAACGUAUGAGUUUGAGCUACCUAACUUGUAAAGCAUGUUUUCUAAUAUAGAGAUUUGUAAUAAAAAAAAACAAGGGAGGUUUUCUUAGUAUUAAAUCAAAGCAUAAAAAGUAACAAAAUCUUUUAACAUA